Molecule: messenger RNA, 5427 nt
Organism: Portunus trituberculatus (swimming crab)
Lineage: Eukaryota; Metazoa; Arthropoda; Malacostraca; Decapoda; Portunidae
Exons: 11
Coding region: 176-2005 (609 amino acids)
Source: RefSeq, a predicted model, not a curated record
UGUGGAGAGGCAGUGCGUCAGGUAACAGCUAGGCGGCGGUAGCAUUUAAAUACUUCCCCGCUCCUCUGUGUUUGGAAAGUGGUGCUUCUACCUCUCUACAAUGACAUAGACACCACAGUGCAUGGCAAGUGCUGCGUGAGUCUGUGGUCAGCUGCUGGGAGGGAAGUGGAGGAAGAUGAGCCGUGGGGGGAUGCAGCGAGCCCUUGUGUUUGCCUCUGUCUUGGCCGGGGUGUGUGAUGGCAGCCAGCAGAGCAUCACCGCCGCAGAACCGUUCCCUUUGCUGCUGCGCGGAGAGUGGUUCUCGUGGGAGGAGGGCCGGGAGGUGGACACGAGCAUCAACGAGGGAUGGUUUAAGAGUCUUGGCCAACCUGUGGAUGCCGCUCAGCUCCGCCGCGACUCCUUCCAGUAUGUCUUCUCCCAUCACCAGUGCUUUGUCUGCGUCCGUUUGCUCGUCAGAUCCUGGAACGUUUUGGAGAAGCUGGAAGGACCAUGUGUGAGCGAUGGCAGCGAUGUAGCAGCGGCGUGUCGGUGGCUGGAAGGGAGGCAGCAGUCAGGCGUGAUGCUUUUCAGGAGCGACCCGACCCCCAUCAACUGUCGCCCAGCCCUACAUGGUCUCUUUCACUUCGCCUGGCAGAACAAAUUUAGCUUCACGGGGGAGUGUGACCACCCAGAGGCAAUGGUGAGGUCGUGUCAGGAGCCAGGCAGCCAGUUCCUCAUUGACAGCCAAAAGUUCACUAUCAAUUUCAAGAAGUGUGAGGGUGUUGGACAUUCCUUUGAUGCCACUCGGGAGUACACGUGCCUUGGCGAUUGGUAUGUGGGGCGGAACCAUUACUUUGCUGUUGCCAACACUAAGGAGUCUCGCAGGGAGGAGCGCUACCGAUGCUUUGUGCGGGACCGGGAGGAGGACCUGUACAUGGGACUGUCCAUUACGCCAGAGUGCUUGGUCCUCAAAACACCACAGAACAGCCCUGUUAGGUUCAGGCUCAGUUAUGCUAAGCAUGAAAUCAUACCACCUGGCUGCUACCUACCUCGCAACCUGACUGGAAAAUGGGAGUCUUCAGGGAUAGGCGAGGCUCAGAUGGUCAUUAACUCCACCCACAUCACUGAGACCAUGUGGCGAGGGUAUGCUGCCAAGACCACCACUUACACCUGUUUGGAGCAGCGAGGAAACCGUUACCUGAUGGCCAAGCAAAGUGUAGAAGGCUGCCAGACAGAGUACGUGUGUUGGGAGUUGGUUCCCCGCCAUCACAACAUCGUGCGUUACCGAGUCAGCUGGGCCCUCAUCUACCAGGACUUCCAAGUGUGUGACUAUGCUAACUUCAGGAGUGGCCGGGAGUGGAAGUAUGACACUCUAAUUGCAGACUCCCCAGCACCAGUCUCCUGUCCCUUUGGUGGGAGGUUUAUGUUCCAGCAGGAGGGAGGCUCACCUUUGCAGCCUCGCAUUGUAGGAGGCAUCACCACCUCGCCUCUUGACUCCUACCACUGUCCUACCCGCCGCACAGUCAUGUCAGUCUGUGAUAGAGAGCGGAGGUUGAUUGAGAUUGAUUUGGACUUGUGUGUGUCGCUCAACAAGGAUGGACACCCAGUAGAUUUUAACAGUGUGAUAGACUACCGGCUGCAGUGCGUUGGCUUCUGGCAGGAGAACCUCUUGUCUUACCUGGUGACUCAUGACCCAUCUGAUUCUGUGUCCAGGUUCAGGUGUUGGGUAUAUCAGCGGGUUAGUGACACACAGAUCCGCCUCUCACAAUCCGUCGGGGCAGCGUGUGGUCUGCGGCAAACCUUCAUGUCCUCCAACUUCACUGAGAGUGCCUCUGUGGCCCUCACCCUGACUCUCAAUGAACGCCUGUAUGACUACUGCCCCAUGUUUUAUGAUAAUGGCAAGAACCCAUGGCAGGAGCAGGAUCGAGCACUCACCAUCUUCACAUUCACUGACUGUGCGUGUCCCUCCAGUUUUGCCAGUAAGGUGAUUCUCCUCGUGCCUGUGUUGGUGCUCUUUGGAAGGUAAGACAGACUGUUGCCCACCUUCAUCCUCCCCUUUAGUGGCUGUGAUCCCAGUGUGACCAUCUACAGGUAUCACUGGAGUCAUUUGUGAAGUAUUAUUAAGGUAAGGUGUGGUGAAGAUGAAGGAUGUCAAGUAUUAUUAAGAUGAGGUGUAAUGAAGUUCAAAGGUGUUAAGUAUUAUCAGGUUGAUGUGGAAAAAGGGGAAAAUGUAGCUUGUGAUGUGACUUCCCUCCAUCUCUCAUUUAUUAUUUUGUACAAUUAUUUGUCCUUUUCUUUCAGUGCCUCAUCCUGUUGCAUUGGUUUUUCCUUCUUCACUAUUAUUAUUAUUCAUUUUUAGUUUUUCUAUUAUUUGCUAUUUUUUCACUAUGGAACAUCUUGUAUUAUGGUGGUCAGUUAUUUAUAGUAUUAUCUGAAGUACUUAUAAUACUGAAUCUCAGGUUUAUCACAGUUGAUAGUCUGAUAACUUUAAGUAUCAUUAGUAUAGUAUUUAUUUGAACAUUAGAUUUUGUCUUUGCUUGCAUUGUGCAGCACUUCAGUCUUUAUUAAUGUUUUAAGUCUCAAUUGUACUUAUAAUCAUGGGGAAGAAAGGGUCUUCUCAUCUUUCCAUGAAUGAGUGAAUCAGUUCUCUAAAUAGAUUUAUCCUGAUGUGAGUGAGAGUUAUUACUCAGCUUUGUCUUUUUUUAUAUUUAACUGAAAGAAAUUAGUUAAAUAUUUUAUUGGUUUGUGACACUUUCAUAGGAAACUGGUUCACUAAUAGAAUUUGUGUAUUAGCAGUUUCACUGCCCUUGUUUAGUGUUUAUUCAUAUCUGGCUGGAACAUUGCUCAUUCAUCCGUCCAAGACUAGUCUGUCAACGAGCAAUCCUUUUCGUUCGUUCUUUCCGUCCAUUGGUGGCUUAGUGUAAGUGUGCCGGCUUCUUGAUGAUCUCAGUUAUUUUAGUUCAUUGCCUUGUUUUUUUUUUUUUUUUUUUUUUUUUGUAUAUCUGUCCACCUUAUUUUCCAUUUUCGUAUUUAGCUUCCUUCUUGUUUAUCAUCUCAUUCACAUCUCUAGUUUUUCUUGUUCAUUGUUGUAUCUUUAUUUCUCCCUCUGACUGGAGAUGCUACAAUGUUUUGUAAGUUGGUUUCUCUUCCUGCUCUGUAUAUUGGGAAGAAUUGCUGCAGAUUGUAUUGUAUUAACCUUGACAUCAUUUUUUUUUUUUACAUUUUACAGUGUUCAUGUGUAUAGUUGUAUUUUUUGUCUUUAUUAGUAUAGUAUACCUUUUGUGUGUAGCAUGUUUUUGCAUUAUGUAAGGUGUGACUUAUGGAGUGGCUGAAAGGAAUGGUGUGAUGGAUUAUUAUGGCUGUCAAGAUAAGGUUUUGCUUGUGGGAUAGAUCCCUCGGUUGACUCAUUUGCUUAUGUACAGGUUUUGUUUGUCGCAAGGCCUAAGGCCACUGUAAAGAAAACAUCACCUCAAAUUUUCAUUCCAUUUCAACUCUGUUAAUAUGAUAAAAGCUGACCAUUGAUUUUAUGGCAUUUCUUGAGGUUCGCUAAACUGACGUCCUUUUCUAAGUGAUGCAUCCCUACACAAUACUCCCAACAGUAAUCACAUCCUUCAUUAAAACAUGUUACAACAGUGGAGUGAUAAAAAACUGAGUUAAGAAUGUUCCUAUGUGUAUGAGCCUGGUAGGGAGCAGGAACAUGCAAUACCACACAUUAGUACCUUGGUUACUUGAUCUGAAGGUGGCCUUGAUCUAAAGGUUUAUUAAAUGCUAGAAGAUAUCAGUGGUCAGUUUGCAUAACAUAAGACCAUUGCAUAACAUAAUGGUCUUAUAAGAUGCUUUAUGAUAAGUUACCUUUUGAGUUGUGUUGACAUUCCGUAUUUCAUCAUGUGUGUGCGUUACUGUGCCAUAACGUGCAUUGAAGACUUGAAGCUGUGGAUAUAAAUAUGCUGUUGUGGUUGUCGCUUAGUUUGAUAACUCCACUUGACCUUCUCCUAGGUUGUGAUUUGGAAGUUAAGAGUAAUAGUCAUAUACUUACUAGUGGAGGCUUCUCAGUUGUAUCCUUAAUGUGCUGUUCUGGAGAAUUGUGAGGCUUUGUCGUUUAUAACUAUGAGGAAUAUAGUCAUUCUUCUUGCUCAUAAGCCAGUUAAGGAACCAUGUAAAUUACAAGUGCUCCUUACCGUGCUGAAUUCCUAGUACUUUAAGCAAUGAUGGCCAGCUCAUUAAUGUGUAAUUGAGUUGAUAUUCAGUAUACAAUUUUUUUUUUUCUUGUGGAGGUGUGUAAUUUACCUAAUAAGUACCUUAGAGCAUGGCGAUGAGUUAACAUGUUAAUGAUUUGUGAAGGAAGCUGGUCUGUGAAGGAGAGUUGUGAGUCGUACCUGGUUUGUCAUGUUAAUAAUUUGUGAAGGAAGCUGGUCUGUGAAGGAGAGUUGUGAGUCUUACCUGGUUUGUCAGUCAUACUUCCUCAGGCAAUGUGGAGUGAAUGUCAAUUUCCAAAUACAGUGGAAGAAUGUAAAUGCAGUUUUAAAGAGUCCAGUCACUGUUUAUAUUUAAGGAGCAACAUCAUCAGUAUUUUCUUGUUAAUGAGCAAAAGUUUCUAGAGCUUUCUGUGUUAAUGUUUGUCCUGUAGUAGAGUCAUCAAGGUAAGCCCUUACUAUCAUUUGCUUUAGUGUGCUAGCUGCUCAAAUGGAGAGCGUCUGAAGAUAGUAUGCUUGAAUCUGAUGUUUUAGGAAGGUUUGACAUUAGAAGUGGUAGUGUGAUACUCGCUUGAAUGGUAGUAUCUGAGAGUAGAACACACUCAUGAAUUCACCUGGCUAUCUUCGUGCCCUUUGAAAAUAGUUGUGGUGAGAGAGCAAAACCUGUCUUAAUAUGGGCCUUUAUAUCAUUAGCAGUCUGAGGUUUAACUCAGUCAUUCAUAGCAUGGGGAGAAGGACUAAUAAAAUGGCAGAGAUAAUAAAAUUCACAUAUAUUUCUCGCGUAAAAGCCUUAUACACGUUACAAUGGCAAUUCUCGUACAGUUAGCGUCUUGAUCUACCUUUCCUCCACUACCCACACCAGCCACACCCUCUGAUUGGUUACUGAGGCGUAUCCGUCACUGUAUCUGAGCACAGCCAUUGGUUAAGUUACAAACGUCAGAACUCCUAAUUGGCUCUUGGGAUGUAACGUGGCAUGGGUAGCAGGGUGAGGGCCUAUGUGAUUGGUGCUCAGGCUGACGAACGUACAACGACGAGAGAACAUGGCGGGAAAUUUGUAAAGAGAGAAAGAGGCGAUGAGACAGAAUGAGAGGCUUAGAUGGUUAAGGAGAUCCAAUCCACCAUCAUAUGAGUUGUGGUGCAAUUCCAACCCAUACAAGAGUGGGUUACUAUCUCCCUGUUGUUAGAGGAUUGAAACAAAACAAAACGAGGGGUAAACAGGGGACAAAACAUCACUAGUAGGAUUGAAAAGGAGUAG